This is a messenger RNA of Babesia bigemina, 714 nucleotides long. RefSeq lists its product as hypothetical. Lineage: Eukaryota; Apicomplexa; Aconoidasida; Piroplasmida; Babesiidae. The record is from RefSeq and is a predicted model, not a curated record. The transcript has a single exon. The coding region runs from base 1 to 714 and encodes 237 amino acids.
AUGUGUGGUAUAUGGCGCGUAUUGUCAUUCAACGCAGUUUGCAAGCAAAUUAUUGAGUUAGCUGUUGAAGAUAACCGCCAUUAUGCUGAACCUACUGCGGGAUGCAUAUUGAUGGGAGUCCGACUACUUGCGUGUCUAUUGUUCUUAGAAACGCCGCCAUUUGGGACGUUGCUUUGGUAUCAUUUGGUAGAGUUGGCAACACUUGGUGCAACAUACGAUACAGCCAACGGUGUAUAUAGACCUGUUAUGACGAACGUGAUCAAACAUAGGUAUCAUGCUACCAGAACAGGCAUAACGAAGUGUCUGUCAGGCUAUGUAGGUGCUAUAACGUACGGAAGCAUGUUUAUAAAUUUGUUGAAGGCGUUCGGUCACAUCUCCUAUAAUGGACCGCUUGACACCGUGGAGGCAGCUGUUAAAGAAGUCAACGCCGAAGCGAUACGGAAAUCCAUGAUGUACCUUAUAGUGUCAAGCACAUUGCUCAGCCUUGUCUGUUAUUUUGCCCUGUUUUCACAUGCAACAGAUAGGGUUCCGAGUGAGCAGGAACGUUUGAAAAAAAGAGAAAAGGAAAAAAAGACUGAGCAGAACAAGAUGACGAAUAGCAAAAACAUGAAACGAUGCCCAAAGGAACAAAGGCUUCGCCUAACUAAUCGUCGGAGUCACUCUGUUUUGAGUCUCCAAGGCCAUUCGAAUAUCAUCGCUACUCGCCAAUGUUAA